This is a messenger RNA of Helianthus annuus (common sunflower), 1158 nucleotides long. Its product is annotated as zinc finger BED domain-containing protein RICESLEEPER 2-like. The coding region runs from base 1 to 1158 and encodes 385 amino acids. NCBI's taxonomy places the organism in Eukaryota, Viridiplantae, Streptophyta, Magnoliopsida, Asterales, Asteraceae. Gene Ontology annotation, molecular function: protein dimerization activity; DNA binding. The record is from RefSeq and is a predicted model, not a curated record. The transcript has 3 exons.
AUGUCUCCUCAGCGAUUAGACACUUUUAAAAAAUGUGUUAAGGCAGAAAAGAUCAAAAGCAAAGCAUUCAUAGGUAUAGAUGUGGCUACAAGAUGGAAGUCGACUUGGGAGAUGUUAGACAAGGAAGAAAAAUUUGAGAAGCCGUUUAACAGAUAUGAUGUGGAUGACCCAAAUUAUAAAAAUGAUAUGGGUGAUGAUGCUCCUAGAGUUAGUGACUGGAACUACGCGAGACAAUUGGCAAGUGUGUUAGAAUUGUUUCAGCGUAAAAUUGCCAACGCUUCUGCUACAAAAACAGUUACCGUUAAUUUAUUUUUUAACGAGGUUAUGGAUAUAGACAAGCAUUUAAGGAAGAUGAAAGACGGAUCUGACUUGGAAGGUAAACUUAUGGGUGCUAAAAUUCACCUGAAGUUCGACAAGUACUGGAGAAAUCUACCGACUGGCAGAUCAUUUAAUUACAUUCUGUAUUUUGCUGCAAAUUUAGAUCCGAGAUUAAAGGUUCGUGUUAUUCAGUUUGGAUUUGAGAGAAUAUUCAGGGCUGAAAAAAAAGACGAUGAGACAGAAGAUGACUUGAAGAAACGAGUUAAAAUUGUAGUUAAUAGUAUAAAGGAUGAAUUGAAGCUUUUGUAUGAGCAUUAUGCAUCAAGCAGUGAAAAACAAGGUUCAGAUAAAGUUUCACCAAGUCAGGAGAACUCUGAACCAUCAUCACUAGGAGAGAGUGACUUUUUUACAGAAUUUAAAGCGGAUGGUGGUUCUACAUCUUAUAACACCAAGUCAGAACUUGAGAGGUACCUAGACGAUGGAGAAGAGGCCCAUUACAAGGGAUUUGAUAUUCUGGGUUGGUGGAAGGUUGCAUCUUCAAAAUACCCUGUACUAGCGAAAAUGGCGAAAGAUUUUCUUCCUAUCACUAUAGACAUAUUGGCUAUCCUGGUAUCCAGUGUUGCUUCUAAGGAGGCGUUUAGUACAGGCGGAAGAGUUGUCGAUACUUAUCAAACUACUUUAUCAACUCCGAUUAUCGAGGCAUUAAUAUGUACAGAGGAUUGGAUUCGUGCAUUAAUUAAAAAGAAAAUCUACAUCGAAGAUUCGGUUGAGUUCGAUGACAUUGGAAAAGAAAUUUAUGAUAAAGUGGAACCGGAUCACAUGAAUAUCGAUGUCGAUUAA